AUGUCGCAGCACCCAAUGCACUAUCCUCCCCCUCCAACUCAAGGAGCUCAAUACGCUCAGUUUCAGAAAGCUGGAACUUUCCCAGUGGCUCAGCCAUCGCCCGGGUUUCCUCCGCCAAAUUUCAGUUACCCUCCUCCUCCAGCACAACAAGCUCCACAGACAGAGUUUCCUCCUCCCCCGUCUGUGAGCCCUCCAAACGAAAAGGGCUACUCCUCCCAAAAUGCUGCAGCGUUUGCCGCGAACACAGCUCUCCCUCAAUCACCACCUCCUCCAUUCAACGAAAAGGCCUACGCUCAGUCAAUAGUUCCCCAACCCACGCCGCCUCAAGCCUCCCAUGGAGCAUCACAGUCACUCGGUGGAGGAUCCUUCGUUGGGGUCACUUCCACAACCCCAGACGAUGUGGGAACCUUCAACGGUGGGAGUUAUCGUGUCAGCCAUCGCGAUUGCAACACUGUCCUUACUCUUCAGCUGGCUGUUGGGUGCCCACUUCGUGUGAAACCAGGCGUCAUGAUCGGCAUGUCUCCUACAAUGACACUCAAAGGUACAAUCACCUUUGGAUGGACCAAACUCGUCUCGGGAGGGGAGAUGGCCAUGUCUGAAUACACUGGGCCGGGCGAACUAUUGAUCGCCCCAACCGUGCUCGGCGAUGUUACCGUCCUUCGACUUUCGGAAGGGAGCAAUUGGAAAGUUGGCAGAGAUGCAUUCCUGGCCUCGACAAGUGGCGUCAAGUACGAUCAUAAAGCUCAAAGCUUAUCCAAAACAUUUUUCUCUGGUGAGGGACUGUGGAUCUACAGUUUCUAUGGAACUGGCCUACUUUGGAUGCAAAGCUUUGGGGCAAUCCUCAAAAAGGACCUUGCGGAGGGUGAAACAUAUUUCAUCAACAACGGCCAUCUUGUGGCUUGGAACUGCAAGUACAAGCUCGAGCGCGUGGCUUCCGGUGGUAUCCUUUCCAACAUCAGUGCAGGCGAGGGUUUGGCCUGUAAGUUCAUCGGACCCGGCACUGUGUAUCUCCAAACCCGCAAUGUGGCGGCGUUCGCCAUGCAAAUUGGGGCUGCGAAGUUACGUUGA
Molecule: messenger RNA, 1068 nt
Organism: Aspergillus puulaauensis
Lineage: Eukaryota; Fungi; Ascomycota; Eurotiomycetes; Eurotiales; Aspergillaceae
Exons: 5
Coding region: 1-1068 (355 amino acids)
Source: RefSeq, a predicted model, not a curated record